GCUUGGUGUUCCGGUACGGUGCGGUAUGAUACGCCAUGCCAGGUGUAGGUAGAUAAUAAUUUUUGAAAUUAAAUCAAUCUAAGCGAUGUCUCUUAAUAUAAAUCGUUUAUUUUCGCAAAUGUACGCUUGUCGAACAAUUGUCAGUUCCUCUAGAUUAUAUGCACGGUGGAUGAACAGGGAUCCAGCAAAGGUUUUGCUACCAUUUGAUGAAAAAUCGCAAUCAAGCUUGAAAAAGGAAAAAGUUAUCAGCCUCAACCCUGAUGAUUUAUCUAAGAAAAAUAAUGAAUCUGCAGCAGUUAAAAACGCAGCACCCUCUCAAUUCCCACCACAAAAAGCUAAGGAGAUUAAGACUAAGCGGGAGGAAAAACUAAAAAAAAGAGAUUUCUUUUUAAAGCAGUGUAAAGUCUUCGAUGAGAACAAUGAUAUUUUGUAUGAGAAAGUCAGUACAAAUGAUGGACGAAUAAGCAAUAUUCUUGUUAAACUUAAAUCGAAAAAGGACAGAAUGCGGCUAAAUCAAGUGCUUGUUGAAGGCUGGAGGCUGAUUGUUGAUGGCUUAGAAGCAAAAUGUGAACUAAAAUAUGUUAUUUUCUCUCGUAUUGAAGAUCUAAAUAAUAUUCGGCCGUUUUUACCAAAAUCUGGGGUGAAGCUGUUUAAAGUACCAUAUAAAGAUAUGGCCUUAUGGUCAGAUGUAGAGACAUCACCUGGAAUAUUUGGUGUUUUUGAAAAGCCAACAGUAAAUAAUGUUCGAAGUUUGUCCAGACCAUUACCCCUUCAGUUCAUAUGUGAUAACAUUAGAAUGCCUGGCAAUCUUGGAGCCAUAUUGAGAAUAGCAGUGGGUGCUGGCUGUGAAAAAGUAUUACUAACAAAAGGCUGUGUUGACAUGUGGGACCCUAAAGUUAUCAGAAGUGCUUCGGGUGCUCAUUUCAGGCUGCCAAUAUAUAAUUCAAUUGAAUGGGAUGAAAUGCCCAAAUUGCUAGAGGAAAAUACAUCCCUAUUUAUUGCUGAUAGCAACACCCAAAUAGAUAAUAGGAAUACAACACUUGAGAAGGAAAAUUUAAUAACCGGCAUGACUAUACCUGUAAUACCUUAUUAUAGCAUUGAGUAUACAAGUUUGAAACAUAUUACUCUCAUAUUAGGAGGAGAGACUGAAGGGAUUAGUGAGGACAGUUAUGAGUUGGCUGCCAACAGGAAUGGUCUCAGAUUGAAUAUUCCAUUACAAAGAGGUGUAGACAGCCUGAACACGGGAAUGGCUACUGCUGUUAUUGCAUUUGAAAUAAGAAAACAAUUGCUGCAGUUAUGGGCCAAGGAUAAAAAGGAGCGAAUGCUCGCAAGCUAGAAGUAAUUGUUUACAUUAAGUAGAAAUCUAGUUGUUGUGUAAUAUAACAUUUAUAUGAAUAAUA
Plodia interpunctella (Indianmeal moth) is the source of this 1400-nucleotide messenger RNA. RefSeq lists its product as uncharacterized. The record is from RefSeq and is a predicted model, not a curated record. NCBI's taxonomy places the organism in Eukaryota, Metazoa, Arthropoda, Insecta, Lepidoptera, Pyralidae. Gene Ontology annotation, biological process: RNA processing. The transcript has 5 exons. The coding region runs from base 86 to 1336 and encodes 416 amino acids. Gene Ontology annotation, molecular function: RNA methyltransferase activity; RNA binding.